Molecule: messenger RNA, 1345 nt
Organism: Drosophila simulans
Lineage: Eukaryota; Metazoa; Arthropoda; Insecta; Diptera; Drosophilidae
Gene: mRpS22
Product: 28S ribosomal protein S22, mitochondrial
Exons: 1
Coding region: 98-1279 (393 amino acids)
Cellular component (GO): mitochondrial small ribosomal subunit
Molecular function (GO): structural constituent of ribosome
Source: RefSeq, a predicted model, not a curated record
UUUCAUCACUACCAAGCAGUGUUGGAAAACACCGCGCUACCCUCACUAAUUUCUGGACCCGUCUCGUGUAUUUUUGUUGCGGAUUUAUUGACUGAAAAUGCACCUGCUGCGGAGCCUGCGCCAGCUGAAUGGCCUCCAAGGAGUGCGCCAAGCCAUCCGGCAGGUGUCCUCGGCGCCCACCAAGCCCGCCGCCCUGCAGUACGAGCGGGAUCCACAGCCGCUCUUCACGGAUGCCGAAACCCAGCGGCUGCUCCAGUCCAUGACGCAACUGAACUUGGACAAGGUGUAUCGGAAGCGCACGGUGCCGGACAACAGCAGCGAAACGAAGUUCAUGAGCAACGAGCAGCUGGACAACGAGUUCCAGGACUUGGUGGUGCGGGCUCAGCACAUGCUGCAAAUGCCACCCAUUGUGCAGAUCAAAAAGGAUGUGGAGCGGGUGAUAGCCAAGGAUGCGGCGCUAAAGGACUUCGCCAACUCCAAGUUCGUAUUCACGGACAUCACCUUCGGCCGACGGCAGUCGGAACGCAAGGUAAUCGUCCGGGAUACGGACGGAACCUUGGCCUACGCCACUCUGGAUACCACGAAGCGCAUGAACCAGUUGUAUUUCCCGCUGGAGGGUCGCCAGUCAUACACUCCACGCAUGUUCGCGCUGGAGGAGCUGCUGGCCAAGUGCCUGGCGGAGCACAAGUACGAGUUCAUCCUGGAUCGCCUCUUGGUGCAGUACGAGCCACAUGAGCCGGAGUUCCACAACAUUUCAGCGCGUGUGUUCGAGCAUCUCAACGAGUCCAAGCAGUUCGAUCUUCUGCGCUCCACCCGCCACUUUGGACCCAUGGCCUUCUUCUACGCCUGGCACCGCUGCAUCGACGACCUUCUGUACGACAUGAUCCGUCGGGAUUAUCUGCACAAUGCCGUGGAGCUGAUUGCCCUGAGCUACAAGCUACACAACAUCCCAGUGGAGUAUCAGGCAGCACUGACCGAACUGGGCAAACUGCUUCCCACGCCGGCGGAAAGUGCUCUGACGGAGCUAAGGAGCGUCUUCCGACGACACGACGAUAAGCAUAACAUUGAGCAGGAAAUCCAUACGGCCAUUGGCAAGAAGGAGCCCGAUUUCGCCGCCGAUGAGAUCAGCCUGAAGUUCAUUGAGCAGUACAUCGCCAGUGAACAUGCGCUGAAGAAGGUGCAACUGGAGCUGGCGGUGCAAACGCUUAAGGAAGUUAACCGGGAGAAACUAAUGCUGUUCCAGGGACUGAAGAAGGCUCACGGCGUCCAGGCUUCGUAGGAUCUAUUCGUUUUAUUGUUAUCGAUUUCUAAAUACUAAUAAAUACCAGCUAGGUCAAGAUUUGUA